AGAAGAAGGUUUUUAUUCAAUUUUAUGAAUUUUAUUCAUUUUUAAUUUUGUCCUUUGUAAUUCAUUCGUUUGUAUUUGUAUUUGUUUUAUCAGCAUAAAAGUAAAAGUAGUUGCACAUUCUUUUUUUUUAAACUAUUUAAAAUGGGAGAUUCAGAUCAAUCCAAAAAGCUGAUUCGCCUGCUGAGGAGAUCUCUACAAUCAGAAACAGUGCAAACUCCUCCCAAAAAGCUGAUUCGCCUGAGAGAAAGACCUAUACAAUCAGAAAAAAUUCAAGAUCUCCAGAUAGACCUAGAUAUUGAGGAAACUACAACUCUGCAGUCUUUGGAUGAUGUCAUUAAGACAAAUGCCGUUAAGAAGAAUCUGGAACCAAUAAAAGAACAUUCAGAAAGGAUAAAAAGAGCACAGGAACGUUAUUACAAAAAAAGUGGCACUUCAGGUGUUAGUCCCCUGAUACGCCUUCAAAAGCGACCUGUUAAACAAAGAAUAGGUAAAUUGCCAUCCUCUGGUAUUGAUACUUCCACACCUAACAAAAACGUUACCCUCCGUAAUACUAUUCUGAGAAGACGUGUACCAAGGAAUUUAGCACAGCUGCGUUUAAAUAGAAUCAGAGAACAACAGAGACUACAGCUACAGGCUACAGGUUCAACAGGGAAUCGUCCAGUAAUUCGAUUAAAACGAAAAGUACCUAACUUUAAAAUACAAGUAAAAAAUAAUCGUGCUGUGAAUUCAAAUAUUAAAAGGUUUAAGUUACAGCUCAAUGAGGAAAUUCAACAAGGGAUACAAGCUCUAAAAGAAUAUUAUUCUGGGGAGAAAAUAAUAGCUAGUCAUGUUAUUCCUGAAAUGACAGGUAUUCUGAUUGAUUCUAGGUUCUCCAAUUUACGUUAAAUGUAAUUUGUUUCAUUUUAACUUGCAGUCGGGUUUUUCAACAGUAUUAUAAUGAUUUUGAUUAUAGAAAGGGGAUAGAGUCAACAUUUCAUUUCGUACUACUUUUAAGGUUGUUAUACUAGGUCUUUUUCGAAAAGGAUUUAAUAUAACAAUGGUUUUAAUAGAAAUUUUAUAUAUACCGAUGGCCCAAAAAAAUGCAACACCUCGAAAUGCAAUUUUUAAAAAAUAUUUAUUUAUCGAUGAAUACAUUAUAAUAUGUAUUCUUAAUAUUUGAUGACAUUAUAAACAAAUUUGCAACGCCAUUUUCGUUAAAAAAAUAAUAAUGAGUGGCUCUUUCUUGAUUUUUAUACACUCAGUUACUCUAUGGGACAUUGAUCGAAUUAAGUGAUCCAAACCAUAUUGCGGAGUACUCAUCCAGAUUCGUCUUAUGGCAUGCCACAGGUCCUCUGAGUCUGCUGGGGACGUAGCAAUCAAUUUAGUUUUCGACCUACCAUAUCCCACACAUGUUCGAAGGGUGACAAAUCGGCUGAUCUUAAUUGCUCUUUAAAGUCUCUAGACCAGAUUCUUGUAUGAACUCCAUAGUUUCACGGGCAAUAUGAGGUCUUGCGAAAUCCUCUCGUGAAAGAUCGCCUUUGAAAUGUUGGAAUGGUUUGUAGGUAGGGAUAUAAAACCGAUUGUAGUACUUUUCCAAUAUAUCGCCAUACCUAGUGUGACCAACUGCUAUUUAGUCAAAUUCGGGACACGGCUGAAAAAAAUACCUGAAAUCCGGGACUUUUCAAUGAAAAUCGGGCCAUUUUUUUUUAAUAUAGAACUUUCAUAAUAUUAUCAUUUUAUUUAUUAAACAUUUUUAUGUUGACAAUGAUAUUUUUAAUGGGGUUAAGCCACAAUAAUUGGUUGUAAUGAUAAUAACGAUAAUUACAAUACAGAAACGAAAAAAAAGUUCACAGUUUGAGUUUUUGUAGAACUAUAAUACCAAAUACCACGAUAUGCAGCGUUUUGGAUGUGGUAUUAAUAUUCUUCUUCUUCUUCAGCCUUCAGAAAUCCAACUUUGGACAUAGGCCUCCCCCAAUUCAAUCCAGUGUUGUCUAUUUUGCGCGACGUGUUUCCAGUUGUGUCCUCCAAAGUUCUUUAUGUCAUCAGCCCAUCUCAUUUGUGGCCUUCCUUUGCUUCUUCUUCCUAACCACGGUCUCCAUUGUUGUAUUUAAUGAGUCCAUCUUUUAUCCUUCAGUCGGGCAUUGUGUCCUGCGAAGCUCUAUUUUAAUUUGGCAGCAUGUUCUCCUGCGUCUUUUACUUUGGUUUUGUUUCUAAUCCAUUUAUUUGUUUUUUUUAUCUGUAAGCCUCAUCCCGAGCAUUGAUCUUAAUAUUACACUCUCGAAAUUGUCGACUUUUUUCGUCCUACCAAUUCAGUUUGAUAUGAAUUCUUAGAAGAAUAUUCAAAAUUUCAAAAUAGAAUUUUACCAAAACAUUGAAAAUUCGGAUGGCCCGGGAGCCUGGUCCGGGACGCCGGGACACGACUUCGUAAUUCGGGCCAUGUCCCGGAUUUUUCGGGCUAGUUGGUCACACUAGCCAUACCUAAUGCUUGAUUGUCUUGCUGCACGACUAGUCUAAGAUACGAUAUAAGGUCGAUCGGCACCGAUAUGUUUAUUGGAUAAAAAUUAUUGGAUCUGUGAUUUAGUAUGUCAAUAGCCCGGGAGGUAGUGUCAAAUUUGACCGGAUCAUUUUAGCAUGGCUGUUUUUUAUUUAGUUAGGUGUUCCAAAGCUUAUUAACAAAUGAUGUGUCAGCUGACCCAAAACCGAGGCGUUUUAGCAAGAAAAGAUAAAAUGUGAAAGUAGAUGGAAAAACCCUGCAACUUACAUGUCAAAUCUUUAUUUCAGUGACUUACAUCCAUAAUGACCUAUUGGUCCUGGCUGCUCCCAAGUAGCAAUUUGUCGACGCAACAACGUUGUCUACCGCGUGGCAACGUUUUGUUACAACGUUGUUAUUGCCUAGAAGACGACCCUAUUCUGCACUAAUUUGGUGGACGAUUUUUGAGUUGUCUUGACGUUGCCUAGGCAACCUCCUAUGAAGCAACAUCGUUUCGUAAGCGUUGCAUAAGACAACUGAAGCGACGCGUGCAAUGGUUGCUCAAGGAGUCAGACUAGUUAUGUUUUUUUACCUAUAUUUUUAACACCUGUAUGGUGAAUGCGAAAACCAAAAUGGUAACUAUUUUGACAUCGUAUUAGGUAUUUAAAUUUAUAUAAAUACAUAAAGGACUUAAACAAAAUUACCUGAUCUGAAAAUUUAUAAACGCAUCUCAGAUUACCGUCAAAUAUGGAUAUUUCACCUUUAAAAAACACACGCGCUACUUUUUUACGACAUUUUUGACAAAAAAUAUGCAAAUUAAAUAAAAUCAAAUUUUAAUAUAAAAGUUAAAAUUUAUGUUAAAGAUGUUCUGUAUAAAUUUAAUGUAUUGAUGGUGCUUUUAAAGGUAUCAGAAAAAGGUAUCAUUUUUUAUAUUCUGUAUUUUCAUUUUCUUUACAUCCCAAAAAUCUCAAGUAAAACCAAAAUGGUGCAUUAAACAAUAUUACCUUAUUACUAAAAAAAAUACCUUAUUACCAACCCUAGACCGAUAAGACAACUUAGAAGUCCAAUCGCCAACCAAGCCCGGCCGCGAUGAUUAUCCCAACCAUUUUAAAACGCACCCUCUUAUUGGGUGACAGAGAGGUCAUGUGACCAGUGUCAAAAGUGUAGCAUUCUCCUUAACAGCGUUGCCACAUUUUGGAGAUUUCUACUUUUUUGGUAGAUUUUUGAUAUUUUUUAAAAUAUUCUAGUAGGUAAUAUUGUUUAGUAGAUUUUUGUUAUAUUUCAACAUUUUGUUAUGACUAAAAUAAAAUUUGCUUUUUAAUAGUA
Messenger RNA from Diabrotica virgifera virgifera (western corn rootworm), 3775 nucleotides. RefSeq lists its product as uncharacterized. The transcript has 5 exons. Bases 142 to 885 code for a protein of 247 amino acids. The record is from RefSeq and is a predicted model, not a curated record. NCBI's taxonomy places the organism in Eukaryota, Metazoa, Arthropoda, Insecta, Coleoptera, Chrysomelidae.